This is a messenger RNA of Sinocyclocheilus rhinocerous, 2260 nucleotides long. RefSeq names its product golgin subfamily A member 6-like protein 22. Gene Ontology annotation, molecular function: protein binding. NCBI's taxonomy places the organism in Eukaryota, Metazoa, Chordata, Actinopteri, Cypriniformes, Cyprinidae. The record is from RefSeq and is a predicted model, not a curated record. Gene Ontology annotation, biological process: cilium assembly. The transcript has 11 exons. The annotation marks the transcript as partial. Gene Ontology annotation, cellular component: centriole; ciliary transition fiber; centrosome.
UUCUGAAGCGCGGCUGCCGCGGCCGCCAUGUUCCGGUCGGUUGCUGUGGUGGAGACGCGGCGCUUCGGAUUAAACUUUCCGUUUUAAAUUCAGAAAAUCCUCUGAAAUUUAAAAUAAAUCCUCUGAAGUAAAGCUGUACAAUCACACAAUGCUUUUAAGUUCACGGCAGAACUGAAGGCGCGGGAUCAGAGAGCAGGCCGUCACCAUGACGACCACGGGGCUGCGCAUCGGAGAUCAGCUGGUGCUGGAGGAAGACUAUGAUGAGAGCUACAUCCCUUCAGAGCAAGGUUACUCGUACUCUUCAUCACACACUCAGGACGUCACCGGUGAGGUGUACUACUUCAACUUCUCCUCGGGUCAGUCCACCUGGGAUCAUCCGUGUGAUGAACACUACCGCCAGCUGGUGGAGCAGGAGCGCGAGCGCAACCAGCAUGCUAGAGCCGCUCCAACCGCCGUGAAGAGAGACAAGGAGAAGAAGAAGAAGAAGGACAAGAAAGACAAGAAGAAAAAAACGCAGGAAAUCAAAGUUCCAGGGGUGAGAACAUCUUACAGGAACAUUCAUGUGACCUGUGUUUUGGGUUUUGAUUUGGAUUCUGUGCAUCAGGCUGGCGUGUCGAGCUCUGCUGCUUCCAGGAGCGUUCAUGAGGAGAGGAGCGCUGAGGAAGACGAGGAGGUCUCUGAGGAAGAGAGGCCACGGGAUUCAGCCGGACUCCUGCAGAACCUCCAUCUGGAUCUGGAUGCUCUGGGAGCAGGGCUGCAGUACGAGGACAGUGAGGUCAGUGUGACGGUUCCUCCUGAAGAAAGAACAGAACCUGAACUGCAGGAUUUGGCCCUGUCGAGGGAUCACAGUCCAGAGGCGCCUUCAGAGGACUCGCUGUGUGGACGUCACCUCCAUUCCACAGCAGCUUCACGACCUCUGACCCCGGAUGCUGCGGCGUCCAGCGGCCGAGAGGAAGACGAGCAGAUGAGCGAAGAGGAGAACGCACAGAUCAGAGAUGAAGAGACCGAGAACGAUGAGGAGAUCGAAGAGCAGAUUGAGGGAUCCAGCAGUCCUGAGGAGAAACAGAAGGACCGGACGGAGGAGAGAACUGAAGAAGAGAGUAAAGAUGAAGAAAACAGAGAAGAUGAGAAUGGACAGAUCAGAGACGAAGAGACCGAGAACAGAGAGAGCGAGGAGGUCGAUGAACAGAUCGAGAGAUUCAACAGUCCUGAGGAGGAGGAGAGGAACGCGAUGGAAGAGAAAAAAGAAGAGAGAGAUCAGACUGAGGGUAAAGAUGAUGGAAACAUGGAAGAAGAGAACAGAGACGAAGAGACGGAGAACCAAAAACACAAACAAGAAGAGAUAGAUGAAGUUGAUGAACAGAUUGAGAGAUUCAAGAGUCCUGAAGAGAAGGAGACAACAGAAGAAGAAGAAAGGAAAGGAAGCAUAGAAGAGAACGGACGGAUCAGAGGUGAAGAGAUGCACAACACAGAGAGCGAGGAGAGUGAUGAACAGAUCGAGAGAUUCAAGAGUCCUGAGGAGGAGGAGAGGAACGCGAUGGAGGAGAGAACAGGAGGAGGAGAUCCGACAGAAAGCAAAGAUGAUGGAAACAUGGAAGAAGAGAUGAUUGAAAGAGAAGAACAGGCUGAAACACACAACGGAGAAGCAGAGGCCGUCAGAAGUGUUUCCUCUGAGGAGGAGGAGAAAGAGAGACUUUCAGAGCAUCAGGAGAGUGAGGCAGAGGAGGAUAAACGUGAGGAAGAGCAGAGAGAGACUGAAGGACUCGUCUCGGAGGCUCAGAGCGACGGCUUUCAGAGUAACAGCUCUCGCCUUCAAGUAACUCGCGUUAAAGCAGGGAAGUUUGUGCCUCAGUGGAAUCCAGUGUCCAGUGAGGAGUCUGAGGACGGUGAAGCAGCAGCGUCGCUCUCAUCCGCUGAUAAUGUGCAGGCUGGUUUCCGCUCCAAACUCUCAGAGAAUGUGUUUGAUCUGCUGGAUCUGUCACCUGCAGUGGACAGGAAGGAAGCUGAGGGCGAGGCAGAUGUGGACAGCUGUGUGGAUGUCUCUGACUCUGCAGACAGGCAUGUGUCGCGUGAUGAAGAAGAGAAGAAGAGACAAGAAGAGAGGGAGGUAGAGGAGAAGAGAAAGCGUGAGGAAGAGGAGAAGAAGAGACGAGUAGAGAGGGAGGAAGAGGAGAAGAGAAAGCGUGAUGAAGAGGAGAAGAAGAGACAAGAAGAGAGGGAGGUAGAGGAGAAGAGAAAGCGUGAGGAAGAGGAGAAGAAG